Solanum stenotomum is the source of this 537-nucleotide messenger RNA. RefSeq names its product secreted RxLR effector protein 161-like. The transcript has 2 exons. Bases 1 to 537 code for a protein of 178 amino acids. The record is from RefSeq and is a predicted model, not a curated record. NCBI's taxonomy places the organism in Eukaryota, Viridiplantae, Streptophyta, Magnoliopsida, Solanales, Solanaceae.
AUGGACGUAAAUAAUGCCUUUUUGCACGGAGAGUUGGAUCGGGAGAUCUACAUGUUUCAACCAAUGGGCUUUCAGAGGCAAGAUCAUCCUGAGUAUGUAUGUAAGCUUCAGAAAGCGCUAUAUGGGUUAAAGCAAGCGCCAAGGGCAUGGUAUGUUGGUGUGAUGAGUCGCUACAUGCACAAUCAAAAGAAGCACCAUAUGGAGGUUGUUCAACGAAUACUAAGAUAUGUGAAAAGUACAAUUGAUUAUGGUCUUUUGUACAAGAAAGGUGAAGAAUGCAAGUUGGUCGGAUAUUGUGACUCUGACUAUGCAAGGGAUCAUGAUACCCGUCGUUCAACUACUAGCUAUGUGUUUAAGCUCGGAGCUGGAGCAAUUUCUUGGUGCAACAAAAGGCAACCAACUGUGUCAUUGUCAACAACAGAAGCUGAGUAUAGGGCAGCAACAGUUGCAGCUCAAGAAAGUACAUGGCUUAUGCAGUUGAUAAAGGAUUUACACCAACCAGUUGGCUACUCAGUUACCUUGUACUGUGACAAUUAG